AGAGCAAAACUUACACGCAUUUCAAAUUUACCGCCAAAGACGGCCAUAUUGGUAUUCCUACUUUCUCACUCGGGAGUAUUAUUUUAUCUCUAUCCACGGUGGACUGUGAACACGUAUUUGUGCGUACAUGUCGCAUGACUUUAGAUAUACCUAUUAUUCGUACCGGUAGAGAGGUUAAAAACGCUUAGACGUACUUGAUGUUCCUACUUUUGCAUUUAUUGUUCGCACGUAUAUCGUACGUUAACUUAUAAAACAGCAUGCGAUGACGACUCUUAGCCACGUUCGAAGAUCUGGCAGAAUUUUACAACGUUUGCAACCACACAAAUACAAUGCUUCCAAUAAUCUACGAGUAUUCUUGCGAAACGAGGCGAGCUUUGUACCGAAGCGAGUGCUUAUCGUGAAAAAAUUGUCGCGAUACUAUUUUGAAAAAUUACGAGAACCAGAUUUAAACGAGGAAGAGUUGAAAGUAAAAUUAGAGGAAAGAGGAUCUGAUUAUGAAUUAAUGUUGGCUAGUCAUAUUGCAACUAAUGCUGUGAAAAAUGAAGUAAUUGAACAUUUGAAGAAAAUGAAUAUAGAGUAUAGAGUAGUAAACAGGGAAAAUCUUAAUCCGGAGAAUUUCGUUUGGGCCGAUUUAAUUCUUCCGAUCGGCGGCGAUGGCACAUUUUUAUUAGCAUCAAAUUUAAUAUUUGAUAAUAAAAAACCUAUAAUAGGCAUUAAUUCAUUCCCGGAGAGAUCCGAGGGUUUUCUAAUGUUACCGCCCAAAUAUACCAAAAGGAUACCGGAAAUUUUUGAAAUGUUAAGAGCUGGUCAUUAUAAUGUAUUAAUGAGACGAAGGAUUAGAACAACAAUUAUGGGUGAUAAUAUCUGGGAUCCUCCAUUUCACGCGCAUGAAAAAGGUCGUGUUACAGGUUGCGAAAAAUUUUAUACAGAAAACUUACAGAAAGGAGCACCAAAUAAUUUACCAAAAGAAAGGCGUUUACCAUGGUUAGCGCUAAACGAAGUUUUUAUAGCCGAGACCCUAUCGGCUAGAACAAGUUCCUUGUUUAUAAAGCCAGACAAUGAACCAGAGUUUCAUUUGGUGAAAAGUUCUGGGUUGUGUGUCAGCACAGGAACAGGAUCGACAUCCUGGUAUAAAUCCAUAAAUAGCGUUAAUUCGCUAGUAGUACAAGAGAUAUUGAAUCUUGUAGAUGAGAAAAGACAAUUUAGCAGUGAGGAAAUUGACAAAAUUUGUUCCACUUUUAACAGCAGUUUGCAUGUUAAUGCUGAGGAAUUAAAAUUAUGUUACGCUAUAAGGGAUAUGAUAGUAACCGAUGUUUGGCCCAUACCAAAGUCCAUGCAACCACGUGGGUUGUGUAACAAAUUAGUAGUAAGGUCACAGUGCUAUGAUGCAGGGUUAGUUGUCGAUGGUGGUAUAGCGAUACCGUUUAAUUCUGGAACUAAAGCAGUAUUGGAAGUCCAUCCCGAAGAUUCUUUACGAGCAUUAAUUCUUCCGUCUUGAAGAGUUUGCUAUCAGCGGAACAAUUAAUUUAGAUUAAGGCGUAAUAAAGGGUAACCGUUUCUAACAUAUAGGAACUAUACUUUUGUACAUCACAAUCUUUUAUAACUUCUGAAAGGGCAUAUAAUUUAAUUUACUACGAUUUUAUUAAAACAGACGUUGCAUAGAUAUACACUAUAUUUAUGUGUGUAAUCUGGUAUGGAAGAUAAUAAUUUUAAAUAACAAAUAGAAUACUGUAAUAAUGUAUUCAACAAGAAUAAAAAUGAAGGUUAUAAUUUUUAA
Molecule: messenger RNA, 1777 nt
Organism: Osmia lignaria (orchard mason bee)
Lineage: Eukaryota; Metazoa; Arthropoda; Insecta; Hymenoptera; Megachilidae
Product: NAD kinase 2, mitochondrial
Biological process (GO): NADP+ biosynthetic process; NAD+ metabolic process
Cellular component (GO): mitochondrion
Molecular function (GO): NAD+ kinase activity
Source: RefSeq, a predicted model, not a curated record